UGGUUACUUUUCCCAUUUUCUGAAAUCCAAAGUUGUCCCCAGUAGAUUCCAAAGGCUUAUUGGACAUUGUGCGUUUGACCACGUUCUGGGUCGCUAACGUCACUCCCUGGCUACCCGGUCUUGUGUUCUCGAUAUUUCGGUGUUGUGCAGAGCAGAGUCUGGAACAUCUGUCAGCAGGGGAAAAGCCUGGGGGCGGGGAAUUGGGAUGUGACAUAAACCAAAGCCUGUUCUGAAAUCUCCCCAAAUGCCCUUCGUCCUCCCAUGGGACAGGGAAGGCAAAUGGCUGCAGUGAAGCCAGUUGAGGUAUGGGAUGGUCAGGGAGUUGCUGGAGGGAGAGGAGCAGUAAAUACACUGGAGUUGGGAGCUUUUGAGGGUUUGGUCUGGAGAUGGGCAGGUGGCAGGAAAUACACAGGUUGGAGAAAGCGAGGGGGACACGGGAUUAUUAAGCUACUGGGACUGGGUUACCCUGGGGCUAAAUUCUAAGAACGGACCCUUGGGGCCUGGGUGUGUGUGUGUGUAAAUUCCCUAAUUUGUGGAAAGGAAACCAACUCCUUGGACAGGGCUGGGAAAACUCCCCAGACUCCCAGUGCUGGAGCCUGACCUCACUAACCAGCGGCUGCUGUGAGAUACGAAGGGGGAACCCAGCAGUGAGGCUUAGGGGAGAUGCCCCAUCCCUUCACAGGAAGCUGCUAGCAAAGGGAAAGUUGUUGAGAGUCCUACCGGGGGCGAUUCUCAUGCACCACGCCGGAGGCUCCAUCUCCUGCAUCACCUUUUGGCUACUAGGUGUUGGGAUGGAGAAUGAGAACGAGAAGCAGAAUCCUCAGGAGGAAGAUGCUGAGCAAGUGGAAGCACACGGGGUAUCAUUGCAAAAAUCCAAAGGGAAGGUGUCCAUGAGUCGUGACCAGGGAAAUGACUAUGAGGAACAGCUUAGACCAGAGAGUCAGAAGGGAAAUAAGCCAGGGAAGAGAGGAGCUAAAUCCAUCAAUUGUUGGAAAACGCACAAAGGCUUCACUGAAACCCCAGCCCAGCAGAGAAUCCUCACGGAAGAGAGGAAAAACACAUGUACUGAGUGUGGGAAAAACUUCAGUAACCGCUCAGGCCUCAUUAACCAUGAGAGAAUCCACACAGGGGAGAGACCGUAUGAAUGCAGGGAGUGCGGGAAAAACUUCCCUCGGAGCUCACACCUUAUAAUACAUCAGAGAAUGCACACAGGAGAGCGCCCCUAUGAAUGCAGUGAGUGUGGGAAAACCUUCAGUAACCACUCAGACCUUAUUCGACAUCAGAGAACUCACACAGGUGAGCGGCCCUAUGAAUGCAGUGAGUGUCAGAAAACCUUCAGCUACCGCUUAGCCCUGAUUGAACAUCAGCGAAUCCACACGGGGGAAAGACCUUAUGAAUGCUAUGAGUGCAAGAAAACCUUCAGUUACCACUCCGAUCUGAUUAGACAUCAGAAAGCCCACACAGGAGAGAGACCUUAUGAAUGCUGUGAGUGCGGGAAAAACUUCGCUGAUAGAUCAGCCCUUAUUAAUCAUCAGAGAAUUCAUGUGGGAGAGAGACCCUAUGAAUGCCGUGAGUGUGGGAAAAGCUUCAGUUACCGCUCAGACCUUACUACGCAUCAGAGAACCCACACCGGAGAGCGACCCUAUAAAUGCAGCGAGUGCGGGAAAGGCUUCAGGCAGAGCUCACACCGCAUUCGACAUCAGAAAAUCCACACAGGAGAGAGACCUUAUAAAUGCUAUGAGUGCGGGAAAAGCUUUGCUGACAGUUCAGUCCUUAUUACGCAUCAGAGAAUCCACACGGGUGAGAGACCCUAUAAAUGCUGUGAGUGCGGAAAAACCUUUGCUGACAGCUCCGCCCUUAUUAGACAUCAGAGGAUCCAUACAGAAGAGAGACCCUAUAGAUGCACUGACUGUGGAAAAGGCUUCCAUCAGAGCUCAACUCUAACUAGCCAUCAUAGAAUCUGCAAGGGCAAUAAACACCCUGGAAACCUUCUCUAGGGCUGACAAAAUAUAUUUUUUGCCUAAUUCCCACUUAGUGGCCAUUGGCACCAUUUGAUUCACUGUGUUCCCUGAACUAUCCCAGAUUUACCUGCUUUUGCCUUUUGCAGCUCAACCUUUGGGGUUAAUCCCAUGGUCCUUUCUUUCAGCCCCUUUUUCCUAAGAGUAAGCCCCUUCGUUUUCAGUUUAAACCAAUUUUUACCGAAAAAAUCUUGGGUUCUACAAAAAGAAUUAUUUGUUUUUUUCUUCUGAUUUUCGCCCUACUUUUGUAUCAUUCAAAUGUAUAAAAAAUAACUUGUUUUAUUAGGGAAAUACAAGGCAUGGUGUGAGCUAGAUGUAUUACGAUAAUACAUGAGCCUGUGUGUAUAUGCAAAGCUGCCUGGUGAAGUAAGGCUCUGUAUUCGUCUAGAAGAUACACACAACAAACAAACAGGUGCGCGCACACAAACUCUGAAGUGCGCACGCAUCUGAACAUACAGAUGAAUCUCACGCCCAUCACGUACACAUUUCAAGCUGUUAGCAGAUGAUGGUGUAAAGAUCUGACACACUAAAAUUGGAAGAAAAUGAAAGUCUGCGUCAGAAUAUGUUUCAGGACCCAAGUACGUAUUCAAAUAUUUAAAAAAAACAGAAACAGGAG
Molecule: messenger RNA, 2634 nt
Organism: Dermochelys coriacea (leatherback sea turtle)
Lineage: Eukaryota; Metazoa; Chordata; Testudines; Dermochelyidae
Product: zinc finger protein 436-like
Exons: 2
Coding region: 735-1997 (420 amino acids)
Biological process (GO): regulation of DNA-templated transcription
Source: RefSeq, a predicted model, not a curated record